UGAUGCCGUGGCAGAUCCUUGUUUCUCUGCUCCCUGGCCUGGCUCCGGUGAUGUGAGAUCUCAGAGAGGCGCAUCAGCCGCCUCUCUCUGUCUCCGCCUCACCCCACCCACCUCCCCCCCGUCACCUCAUAUCGUCUUCAUCACCCCCCCCCCCCCCCCCACCCCACCCCUGCCCGAGCCCCCCCCCCCCUCCCCCCACACACACACAGCGGUAGCGGCGAUGGACCGGUGCCGCCACGUGUUCCGCUUGCGCUUGGCGCGCGACCACUCCAUCCUGAACCCGCAGAAGUGGCACUGCGCCGUGUGCAACACCACCGAGUCGGUGUGGGCAUGCCUGAGCUGCCCGCACGUGGCCUGCGGCCGCUACAUCGAGGAGCACGCGCUGCGGCACUACGAGGAGCAGCGACACCCGCUGGCGCUGGAGGUCAACGAGCUCUACGUCUUCUGCUACGCCUGCGACGACUACGUGCUCAACGACAACGCCACGGGCGACCUCAAGCUGCUCCGCAGCACGCUCAGCGCCAUCAAGACGCAGAAGUAUGACGAGGUCACCGCCGCCACGCGCCGCGGACGCACGCUCAGGUCGUCGGCUCUCGGCGCUCUGGUCGGGGACGGCCUCGGCGGCAACCUGCGCGACCAGGAGCUGCAGCUGCGCGACGAGGACCGCAUGUUCACUGCCCUGUGGCACCGGCGGCGGGCCCUGAUUGGCCGAGCCUUCCGCGUGUGGCUGUCGCAGACGUCGGGCGGCCAGCGGCUCCUGGAGGAGGAGAGGAAGAGGGAGGAGGAGGAGGAGCGCAAGGAGGAGGCGCGCGAGAAGAGGCGCUCCCGCAAGCGGCGGCAGAAGGAGCAGCUGGAGAAAGCGCCGCCCAGGAAGAGCAGUCGCCUCCGGCGGCUGAGCCAGAGGACUGUCGCCCCGGCAACAGCGGAGGCGGCGCCGGCGCCGGCGAAAACGGGGAAGGUCGGGAGGAAGAGGAAGAAGAGCCUCAGCCCGGUCCGAGCCGUCGCGCCCAAACGACGCGUCGGGCGCCCACGCCGCUCCGAAACGAUGACGACGACGUCGACGACAACGGCGCCGGUGGCGAAAGCACGACGGGGACGGCCACCGCGAAGCCACAAGACCCCCACGCCCGCCCCGUCCUCCAGAGCCAAGCACAAGACGCCGGGCAAACGAGGCCCCGGCCUCAAGCGCAAACCCUCGGCCCCUCCUCCUCCCCCCGCCAAGAAAAGUUCCGGCAGCAGCAGCGGCGGCGACUCGCCCAUCAAGCGGCGUCCCACGGUGACCCCGGGGGUCACGGGCCUGCGUAACCUGGGCAACACGUGCUACAUGAACUCCAUCCUGCAGGUGCUCAGCCACCUGCACCUGUUCCGCGAGUGCUUCCUGCGCCUCGACCUCAGCCAGGCGCUGGAGCUGCUCGCCUCCGCCGUCAACGGCAAGCUGGUGGCCGCCAAGGGCCUGGCCGCCCACGCGCCCGUCUCCCCGUCCUCCAGCCUCUGCCUCGGCCCCGGCCCCGGUUCCGUUUCCGGUCCCUCGGCGGCGUCCCAGCCCAAGAUCCCGCACCAGGGCCCGGGGCGGUGGAGCGUCCUGGUGGGCCGCGGGCUCAGCGGCGGCGCCGCGCCGUCGCGCUCGCGGAGCAUGGAGCUGAUCCAGCCCAAGGAGCCGAGCUCCACGCACCUGUCGCUGUGCCACGAGCUGCACACGCUCUUCCAGGUGAUGUGGUCGGGCAAGUGGGCGCUGGUCUCGCCCUUCGCCAUGCUCCACUCCGUCUGGCAGCUCAUCCCGGCGUUCCGCGGCUACGCGCAGCAGGACGCCCAGGAGUUCCUCUGCGAGCUGCUGGACAAGGUCCAGCGCGAGCUGGAGACCAGCGGCAGCGGAGGAGGAGGAGGAGGCGGCGGCGGGGAUGUGCCGUACACACACCUCCCGCACGCACACACGCACGCGGCCCACGCCUCCGUAGCAGCGGCAGGAGGAGGAGGAGGAGGAGGAGGGGGGUCCGUGACCCAGAAGAAACUCAUUAAGCAGGUGCUAAGUGUGGUCAACACCAUCUUCCAUGGACAGCUACUCAGCCAGGUGACGUGCCUGGCGUGCGACUAUCGCUCCAACACGGUGGAACCCUUCUGGGACCUGUCGCUGGAGUUCCCCCAGCGUUACCACAGCAACAGCAAGGAGCCACAGGGCCAGUGCCUGCUGACGGAGAUGCUGGCCAAGUUCACCGAGACGGAAGCCCUGGAGGGCAGCAUCUACGCCUGCGAGCAGUGCAACAAUAAGCGUCGGCGAGCCUCUAAAUCAGUGCUUCUGACUGAAGCUCAGAAGCAGCUCAUGAUCCACAAACUGCCUCAUGUGCUACGACUACACCUCAAACGUUUCAGGUGGUCAGGGCGAAACCACAGAGAGAAGAUAGGUGUGCACGUCACCUUUGACCAGACCUUGAACAUGGAGCCGUACUGCUGCCGAGACUCCGCCCCUUCUGGCACUCACUUCCUGUAUGAGCUUUCUGCUGUGGUGAUGCAUCAUGGGAAGGGCUUUGGCUCUGGACAUUACACUGCCUACUGCUAUAACAGAGAGGGAGGGUUUUGGGUGCACUGUAACGACUCUAAAAUGAGCAUAUGUUCCGUGGAGGAGGUGUGCAAGGCUCAGGCCUACAUCCUGUUUUACACUCAGCACCUUUCUCAGGACAAAGUCAAGAGUGCCGCCUAACCUUUACACACACACACACACACACACACACACACACACACACGCACAUACACCCUCGAGCCUCCCUCUGCUCUGGAAAGAUGGACUUCAAGCAGUUGUGUGUGUGUGUGUGUGUGUGUGUGUGUGUGUGUCUGUGUGUGUGGUGCGUUUUUAUUUGUGUAUUUUUGUACAUGAUGUGUAUAGGUUGUAUUUUAGUUCUUUCUGGUCAUUGCUGUUUUUAAAUAGUGUGUAAUUCUUCUGACAGGCCUUACCAUAUCUUGGCACUCACACUUGGGGCAGCUGUGUGUAUGUGUGUGUGUGUGAGAGGGUCUUGAACAGAAUAGUGUGUGUGUGUGUGAGAGAGAGAGGCAGAUAAGAAUGUUUUUAAUUUACGUAUGCUUGUGUAUGCAGCUGUAUACAAGUGCAAUAGAUGAGAAAGUGUGAGUGUGUGUGUGUGUGUGUGUGUGUGUGUGUGUGUGUGUAGAGUACCUGUGUGUAUAAGUAAAAAAAACUGACACCAGCUCAUCGUUCAGGUCUGGCAACCUCUUCAAAGAUAAUUAUUUUAUUACGCACCAUCAGUAAUGUCUGUCUUACCCACAGCAGUCAAAGUGCAGUUUGAAUGUGUUCCAUUCUCCAGUGGACCAGUUCUCCUCCAAAACCCCAGUCUGGAUUUUUUACAGAUAAGGGGAUUUGGUUGUCCUUUUCUGGGUGUGUCCCUCCACAUACGCUCACACACACCCCUGGCUAACAGGAAGUAGAUUAACCGAAUACACUCAAACUCGGCGUCCCAUUGCAAGAAUGUGCGUAUUGGGUUUUCCUGUUUGUAUAUCAGUCAGAGAGAAGUGCCCUUUGUGACAUCAGAAUUGGAAUUGUUUUUUUGUUUGUCAAUGAAGAUUUUUAAAGACUCAAAAUUUGGGGAAAUUCUGUUUAAAAAAAAAAAGAAAAAAAAGAAAGAGAUUUCUAUUUUUAUAACAAACUUGGAAGUUUCUGGGUGAUCUUGGGCUUUUUUGAUAAAAAAAUAUUUUUAUGUGUAGUUAUUUCUUUCCAGGACUCUCAGUCGACACCAGCAGCAUAUUGUGUGACCAGUAUUACUUGAGAAUCUGAGUGUGUGUUUGUGUGUUUGUACUUUGAAGUGUAAAUAAUCUGAAGAACAUGCUGUGUAAUACAUACUUGCAUCACAAACACACACACACAGACACACAGUCACACUUUUCCAGACCACACAUAUAUACCGUACAGAAAGCAAUACUAUGCAAACUGUUACCUCAAUUUCUAGAAAAAAAUUUACCUCAAUAAAAGGAGAAUAUUUUUUCAUUUUUCUAAA
This is a messenger RNA of Sardina pilchardus (European sardine), 3998 nucleotides long. RefSeq names its product ubiquitin specific peptidase 44 (gene usp44). Gene Ontology annotation, cellular component: cytoplasm. The transcript has 6 exons. Gene Ontology annotation, biological process: protein deubiquitination. Bases 221 to 2695 code for a protein of 824 amino acids. The record is from RefSeq and is a predicted model, not a curated record. Gene Ontology annotation, molecular function: zinc ion binding; cysteine-type deubiquitinase activity. NCBI's taxonomy places the organism in Eukaryota, Metazoa, Chordata, Actinopteri, Clupeiformes, Clupeidae.